Phragmites australis (common reed) is the source of this 2480-nucleotide messenger RNA. RefSeq lists its product as uncharacterized. Gene Ontology annotation, molecular function: protein binding. NCBI's taxonomy places the organism in Eukaryota, Viridiplantae, Streptophyta, Magnoliopsida, Poales, Poaceae. Bases 539 to 2188 code for a protein of 549 amino acids. The record is from RefSeq and is a predicted model, not a curated record. The transcript has a single exon.
UCUUCCCCAUUCCGUGUUCCCUAACCCUUUCUCCUCUCCCUCUCCCUCUCGUACCAGUACCACCCUCGGCCUUAUUCGCUUAUGCGAUAACGCCCGGCAUCCGGAGUUCUCGCCGGCCCCCGCUCCCGCCAGUGGCGGGUGGCGCCCAUCGGGUAAUAUCGCCCCCUCCCCUCCUCUCGUAAAAUUGUCUCCUUUUCUGCUUCCUGGUUCCGGAUCGGACUCCUCCGGCGGCCUUCAUCCAAGCAACCAUCCACCCCGUGCCUGCAUCUGGCCGCAGCCGCUCCGAUAGAGCGGCAUCAUUGCCGCUCCCUAUUCUCAUCUCUGCCGUCGCCGCCAUCGGCGCCGGGACCACCCGCCAGAUACGCCUGUGCAACUGUCCUUAUCGACAGCUCCGCCGCCUCGACGCCCUCUCCGCCCAUCUUCCACUACCUCACUUUACGCUUUGCCCCCACCGCCGCUGGCGCCUUGUCGCCUAAUCCGCCGGAUCAUCGCCGGUCGCCCCUGCCACCACCUGCGGCCGGGGCCGCCAGAGUUGCUGAUGCGGAUGCCUCUAUUUAUCCUCACCCGCCGCCGCAAUCGCAAGCCCAGGCCAUCGGAUGAGCGCGCCACCGCCGCUAUCCGCCCAAUUCACCGCUCCCGCCUAAGCUCUGCCAUUGCUAGGAAGAGUUUGUCCCAGCGCGGCCGGUUGCGUGCGUCCUGCGAUGACGACCGCCUCAGCGCCCUCACCGACGAUCUGCUGCUCCUCAUCUUGCAGCGCCUCGAUACCCGCAGCGCUCUCACCACCACGGCCCUCUCCAAGCGCUGGGCCAGCCUACCGCGUGGGCUUGACGCCCUCAAUUUCAGGGUCAGUGACAUUCUCCCGCCCCGCUACCACCGGUGCAUCCGACUCCACAGGGAAGCAUCUAUUCAUGCUUAUGGCUUCAUGGCCGAUUUCAAGGUGCUCUGUGCCAGCAUUCGGCGGUACGAGCGCCGUGCCAUGCGCGCCAUGGCUGCGUCCAUCAACAACUUCCUGGACGCGGAUGACGAUCAUGAUCAUGACGGCCGAAGUCCCCGGAGUGUCCGUACGUUGAGGCUCGAGUUCUUUGCUACCCAGUGCUCCAGCUGCAUCAGCCACUUGACAGCCAAGGCUGUUGAUGCCUGGGGGGUCGAAGAUCUUGAGGUUUCAGCUAAGGGUACAUUCUGGCGGCAGGAUGCCCACAGUUUUCCCCACCAUGGUCUCUGCAACGAUCCGCACAAGUCUCGUCUGAGAAGCCUGAAGCUGGCAGCCUGUUAUAUUCCGCCAUUGCAGGGCUUCCACGCGCUCACCACUCUGGUGUUGCAAGAUUUGCCAAAAUUGACUCCAACAGCAGCCUAUGAGGCUAUUUUCACCUUGUGCCCACAGCUACACGCACUGCACCUCAAGUCCUGCAAUUUCAACCAAGGUGUCGUGGCUGUCUGUGCCCCCAGAUCAGAGAUCAAGCAGCUUAUCGUGGAGCAUUGCUCAUGUGGAGAGAUCAAGCUGUACACUCUCCCAAUGCUUGAGAGCAUGGCUGUUGUGGACACUAGAGUGAUUUACAAGCUUAGCUCCUUCCCAUACCUUACGCACUUGAAUAUUACCAAAUGCCAUGGCAUCAUAAAAAGCCGUAUGUUUCACUUUACACCUGGUUUGGACCUCAAGCUUUAUCUUGGAGGCGCCCCAGGAAUAACCAACCUCAUUGUCCGUUUCACUGGAUAUGAUAGAUGGUUUAAGCCGUGGAGCCCCGCAUUGUUGUUUCCUAAACUCAGGAGGCUUCUGAUUGCCGAUGUGCCUUCAUCCUGGGAUGUCUCUUGGCCCCGCCUCCUCAUCGAGGCGGCGCCAUGCCUUGAGAGCCUUCACAUCCAUAUUAGCCCUUGGGAAGAGGAGCCUUGUGAUGACAUUUCGUGGCAGUCCCCUGAGUUCUGCCACAAACAGCUAAAGGAGUUGGUAAUAGUUGGUUUUGAUGGAACAGAAAGACAGAUUUACUUUAUUAACUUUGUUAUUAAAGUAUCAACAGCGUUGCAGCUCAUUUCCUUGUACAAAAACGGACAUGUUCAGGACAGGGGGCAUUGGGACUGGGACAUGGUGACGCAGCAAUACCAGUGGGGCGAUGAGGUGAAAGUCAAAAUACUGAACCAGAUUGCUAAUAGUGAUCCUUGCUCAGCAACUCCCAUUCAAGUAGUUCUGGAGUAAUCUGCAGCGUGUGUGAGUUGAAUAAAACGCAUAAGAUAUCUAUGCAUAGUUUGUGCUCCCAAUUUAAUUUAUGUAAUUUAAGUUUGUUUCAAGUAGUUCUGGAGUGAUCUCCGAUGUGUGUGAGUUGAAUAAAAUGCAUAAGUUAUGUAUGCAUAAUUUGUGCUCCCAAUUUAAUCGAUGUAAUAUAUAAAAUGGUUACUAGUCAGUUGAUCCACUUAUUAUUUUUGUGUUGUGUAGAGCAUGAACUUGUUGAUCAACAACUGUAUAUGCUAGUCUGUUUAUUCUCUUCUCU